Messenger RNA from Tetranychus urticae (two-spotted spider mite), 1244 nucleotides. RefSeq names its product apoptotic chromatin condensation inducer acinus (gene Acn). The record is from RefSeq and is a predicted model, not a curated record. Gene Ontology annotation, biological process: RNA splicing. NCBI's taxonomy places the organism in Eukaryota, Metazoa, Arthropoda, Arachnida, Trombidiformes, Tetranychidae. Gene Ontology annotation, cellular component: ASAP complex; precatalytic spliceosome. Gene Ontology annotation, molecular function: RNA binding.
AGAAAGAUCAGAAGAAAGAGAAAAGAAAGAAAACUAAAAAUGCGCAAACUUUCCAGGUUGAAUUUGAAUUUGCAAUCAUUUUUAUACUCUAGGAUCGGUUCACAUGUUAAGUCUUUGGAUUUAACUGACACCUCACUUGUUGUCGUUUAAUUUGAUAAAAUCAGUACAUUUUGCAAAUUAAAGGUAGCGGCUGCUACUUACCUACAAGCAUGGCUACCGAGGCUACUUCAGAUGGUCCUGAGAAAAACAACAAAACCUCCAACAUAAUCUUCAUUCGUAAUUUGGUUCGACCUUUCACUUUGGUAAGGUUAAAGGAAUUGUUGGAGAAAAAUGGUAAACUGGUUGAAGAUCAAUUUUGGAUUGAUAAGAUAAAGUCAAAGUGUUAUGCUACAUAUGAGAAAGAAGAGGAUGCAAUAAACACUCGUGAAGCACUCCAUGGAAUUUCUUGGCCUGAUGCUAAUCCCAAAAAAUUGAUAAUAGAUUUUGCCACUAAGGAAGAAUUAGAAUAUCAUCUAAAUUUGGAUAAAAACCCGCCACCUUCAGCUCCUCCACAGUCAGCUCCACCUUCAUCAUCAACUUCAUCACGCGCCCGAACUUAUUCAAAACCUGAAAUUGUAAAUGAACAGAAAGAAAGCAGCAAAAAAGAGUUAAACAAUGAUAAAUUUGAUGCCGUCAUUAGAAGAGGUAAGUUGGAAAAAUUAGAUCCAGAAACGUCAAAGGAUCAUAAAGAAAGUAGUAAACAAGAUAAAUCUGAAAAAUCAGAAAGACAAAAAAGACCCAUUCGUGAAUGGGAUAAAGAAAAAUUUUCUCAAAAUGAACAGCCUCCAGAGGAAACAUCACCUAAGAAAAAACGAGCUGCUAGUGCCAGUCCAGAAAACAAGGGAAGACGUAUUAAAGAAACACAACAUAAAGAUAAAGAUCGUGAUCACAAAGACUUGGUGGAAAGUGACGGUGAUUUAGCACACAAGGAUGGUUUCAUUGCUGAUCACAAAUCGCCAGCUAAACUUCUGGAUGAUCUCUAUAAGAAAACCAAAGCAACUCCAUGUAUUUAUUGGUUACCACUAGACGAGGUUCAAGCCAAAAAGCGCGCUGAAUUGAGAGCAGAUAAUCUUAAAAAAAAGGAAAAAGAACUAGCGGCUAGAAGAACAUCACGCUUCCAUCAUCAUCAGCAUCAUUAUUAUUAGCAAACAACCCAAAAAAUAAAAUAAAAAUAAAAUAAAGACAAUUAUUUUGUAAACAAAAAA